CAAUAGUCUCCAGUCUAAGCUCUCAACUCUCAACGCUAUUAAAAUGAUAUCCUUCUCUCUCUAUUGAACCAAACCAGGGAAGAACCAGAGAAAGGAGAUGAAGAAGAUGGGUGACAGAACGAUUAUCGCUCUCUUCUUCGCUUUACUUUAUCUAUCUACUGCGCAUUCCUUCUAUCUCCCUGGUGUUGCUCCUCGCGAUUUUCAAAGGGGCGACCCACUUUCUGUCAAAGUGAACAAGUUGUCAUCUACAAAGACUCAACUUCCAUAUGAUUACUACUACCUCAACUACUGUAAGCCGCCUAAGAUUGUCAACAGUGCAGAAAAUUUGGGAGAGGUUCUCAGAGGUGACCGUAUUGAGAAUUCAGUAUACACUUUUGAAAUGAGGGAGGAUCAGCCAUGCAAAGUAGGAUGUCGAAUAAAACUUAAUGCUGAAUCUGCCAAAAAUUUCAAGGAAAAAAUUGAUGAUGAAUAUCGGGUUAAUAUGAUUCUUGAUAAUCUCCCAGUUGCUGUUCUUCGACAAAGGAGGGAUGGAAGUCAAUCAACAACAUAUGAACAUGGUUUCCGUGUUGGAUUCAAAGGGAAUUAUGCUGGGAGCAAAGAGGAGAAGUAUUUUAUCAACAACCAUUUGAGUUUUCGAGUUAUGUUCCAUAGGGACCCAGAAACUGAUUCUGCCCGAAUUGUUGGAUUUGAGGUUACACCAAACAGUAUCUUACACGAAUACAAAGAGUGGGAUGAAAAGAAUCCACAGUUGGCAACAUGCAAUAAGGACACCAAAAAUUUGAUUCAAGGGACCACUGUCCCUCAAGAAGUAGACACAAAUAAGGAGGUUGUGUUUACAUAUGAUGUAACCUUUAAGGAAAGUGAUAUCAAAUGGGCGUCUCGUUGGGACACAUAUCUUCUCAUGAAUGAUGACCAGAUCCACUGGUUUUCCAUCAUAAACUCAUUGAUGAUUGUCCUCUUCCUUUCUGGGAUGGUGGCCAUGAUCAUGAUGAGGACUCUAUACAAAGAUAUUGCAAAUUAUAAUCAGUUGGAAACCCAAGAUGAGGCUCAGGAAGAAACAGGAUGGAAACUUGUCCAUGGAGAUGUCUUUAGGGCACCAGUAAACUCUGGUUUACUUUGUGUUUAUCUUGGUACGGGUGUUCAGAUCCUUGGAAUGACGCUUGUGACAAUGAUAUUUGCACUGCUAGGGUUCUUAUCUCCUUCCAACAGAGGAGGACUUAUGACAGCUAUGGUUCUCUUGUGGGUUUUCAUGGGGUUAUUUGCUGGUUACUCAUCAGCUCGAUUGUACAAAAUGUUCAAGGGUACAGAGUGGAAGAAGAACACCUUAAAAACUGCAUUUAUGUUCCCUGGUAUUCUUUUUGCAGUCUUCUUUGUUCUGAAUGCCCUAAUUUGGGGAGAACAAUCUUCUGGGGCUGUGCCUUUUGGGACAAUGUUUGCUCUUGUCUGCUUAUGGUUUGGUAUAUCUGUUCCCUUGGUCUUUGUGGGCAGUUAUUUGGGCUACAAAAAGCCAGCAAUUGAAGACCCAGUCAAGACAAACAAAAUUCCUAGGCAGAUACCAGAGCAGGCAUGGUACAUGAAACCUGUCUUCUCCAUCUUGAUCGGAGGCAUUCUUCCAUUUGGGGCUGUCUUCAUUGAGCUCUUCUUCAUCUUGACGUCAAUAUGGCUGAACCAGUUCUAUUAUAUAUUUGGAUUCCUCUUCAUAGUUUUUGUUAUUCUGCUAAUCACUUGUGCAGAGAUCACAAUAGUGCUCUGCUACUUCCAGUUGUGCAGUGAGGACUAUCACUGGUGGUGGAGAUCCUACCUGACUGCUGGCUCCUCUGCUUUGUACCUUUUCCUGUACUCUGUUUUCUACUUCUUCACCAAGUUGGAAAUCACAAAGCUCGUCUCCGGGAUUCUUUACUUUGGUUAUAUGAUAAUUGUUUCAUAUGCCUUCUUUGCCUUGACGGGCACAAUUGGUUUCUAUGCAUGUUUCUGGUUUGUUAGGAAGAUCUAUUCCUCAGUGAAAAUUGACUGAUAUGAAGAUACAAAGAGGGGCAAAGGAACUUGGGAUCAAGUAUUGUGAAAUCUUUUCCAGCAUUCUCUGCAUCGUCAGGAUGAGAUUAUGCAUUGGAAGUUUUAAUGCUGUUCUCUUCGAAACCUUUUAGUUCAUGUAGGGUAGGGUAGGGCUUGGCUUGCUGUUCUGUUACACUGUUAAAAAGUCGAAUCAAUUGUACUUGUAAUAGCCUUGCAAGAACCUUUGAGCAGUGUUUUAGAUGUGUUGAGUAUACCCUUAAAUAUAUCCACUGAUGCCAAAACAAUCAUGAAUUUUGUGAAUUCUUGAGUACUUUGUUAUUUACAAUAAUGAUUUUUAA
Carica papaya (papaya) is the source of this 2351-nucleotide messenger RNA. It is a transcript of the gene TMN7, whose product is annotated as transmembrane nine 7. Gene Ontology annotation, cellular component: membrane. The record is from RefSeq and is a predicted model, not a curated record. Gene Ontology annotation, biological process: protein localization to membrane. Lineage: Eukaryota; Viridiplantae; Streptophyta; Magnoliopsida; Brassicales; Caricaceae.